This is a messenger RNA of Lachancea mirantina, 2817 nucleotides long. Lineage: Eukaryota; Fungi; Ascomycota; Saccharomycetes; Saccharomycetales; Saccharomycetaceae. The record is from the annotation of a GenBank genome assembly.
AUGUUUGAAGAUGUCAAGAAAAGACGUCUAAUCAAUGACGGGGGCUUAAAAGUCAAGAGGAAGCCGGUCUCGAAGAUUUUUGCGCCUUUCCGUGUCAUCGGAAAAGUGUCUAAUGCGGUUCCGUUUGCAGUUGGCACAUUGGGUUCGACAUUUUAUAUCGUGACUAGCGUUGGAAAAACUUUCCAGAUGUAUGAUGCAGGCAAUUUGCAUUUGCUUUUUAUUUCGGAAGAGGAGACUGAAUCCACCAUUACAGUGCUUGCGUCGCAUUUCCAUUAUGUCUACGCCGGCUUUAGUAACAAAGUCGGAAUCUAUCGCCGGGGAAGACUCGAGCAUUUGAUUAAAUUGGUAGACGAUGAUGCGACAGUUACCAACAUUUGUGCUUUUGGCCACUUCCUUUGCAUAUCGACUGCGAGCAAUCAGGUUCAUGUCUACGGAAAGAAGGAAAUUUCGGAUAAGUUUGCAACUGUGCUUCACACACGUUUUUCUAUUUCAUCGUUGCAAGGCGGUGAAAUUGUCGGGCUGCACCAUUUGCCAACGUACCUGAACAAACUUAUUGUCGUAACCAAAUCCAACUUACUUCUGUACAAUGUUCGCGCAGGAAAGCUUCUUUUCAGUUCCAACGAGUUUGCGGAUCAAAUCACCACUGCAGAACCAGCUCCCGUAUUGGAUGUAAUCGCUUUAGGGACGACAAGUGGGAAUUUUCAUCUUUUCAAUGUUCGCAAAGGUCGCAUAACGCGCACAAUCAAAACUCCCUCAAGGAUAUCGUGUUUGUCUUUUAGAACGGAUGGAUCGCCUCAUAUUGCCGUUGGUUCGACUAACGGGGACUUGAUAUUUUACGAUCUGGAUCGCAAGUCUCGCAUACAUGUCUUGAAAAAUAUUCACAGAGAAAACUUUGGCGGAGUGGUCAAGGCGACAUUUCUCAAUGGGCAACCUAUUAUUGUUACCUCGGGUAACGACAAUCAGUUGAAGGAAUACGUUUUUGAUCCUUCUCUCUCCCAAGCGGAUUCGGAGGUCGUUGUGCAACCACCUAGGUUUUUACGUUCUAGAGGUGGUCAUUCCCAGCCACCAUCUUAUAUUAGUUUCGCAGACGACCAGUCUCAUUUCCUUCUUUCCGCUUCUAAAGACCGCUCGGUCUGGACAUUCUCGCUCAGAAAGGACGCUCAAUCGCAGGAACUAUCUCAAAGAUUGCAUAAGAAGCAGGGUGGUGGCAGAAUUGGUGGCAGUACGCUUAAAGAGAAGUUCCCAGAAGUUGUUGCAAUGGCGAUAGAAAAUGCUCGCCAAGGUGAUUGGGAAAAUGUUGUCACAGCUCAUAACGGUGAAGCAUUCGCAAGAACUUGGAACUCUGCGACGAAAAGAGUGGGACGAUGGACCCUGCCUACUUCUGACGGUGGAUUUUCAAAAAGUGUAGCCAUGUCUGCGUGUGGAAAUUUUGCGCUGGUGGGGUCUUCAAAUGGUGGUAUUGGUGUUUAUAAUCUCCAGAGUGGUAUUCCACGCAAGAAAUAUCGUCUACACACUAAGGCGGUGACCGGGAUAGCUUUGGAUGGUAUGAAUCGGAAAAUGGUAUCCUGUGGGUUGGACUGUAUUGUUGGAUUCUAUGACUUCAGCCAAAGCAGUUUUCUAGGCAAGCUGAUACUUAGCGCGCCGAUCACCUCUAUGGUAUAUCACAGAGCCUCGGACCUGUUUGCAAUGGCCCUGGAUGAUUUUUCCGUUGUUGUCGUUGACGCUGUUACUCAGCGUGUCGUACGUCAACUAUGGGGUCACACCAAUCGUAUAACCUCCUUCGAUUUCUCCCCUGAUGGGCGUUGGAUAGUCACUGCGUCUUUGGAUGCCACAAUGCGUACUUGGGAUCUGCCUUCGGGUGGAUGCAUCGACGGCAUAAAAGUUCCCGCCGUCGCCACAAAUGUCAAAUUUUCACCAAAUGGGGACCUCUUAGCUACUACACACGUAAGUGGCAGUGGCAUCUCUAUUUGGACUAAUCGGGCGCAGUUCAGACCUGUUGGGGUGAGGCAUGUUGAAGAGUCGGAGUUUGUAGCAAUUGACCUACCAAAUGCCUCUACCCAAGGAGGCGUUUCCGCCCUAGAAGGUGCCCUUGAAAAUGAUGAUAAUGAAGCUCCGGAACUUUUCGAGAAGUACGAGUCAGUUGCACAAGUGAAUGAGGAUUUAGUCACACUUUCGCUUGGGCCUAGAAGCAAGCUCAAUACACUAAUAAAUCUUGACAUCAUCAAGCAACGCUCGAAGCCCGUUGAGCCACCAAAAAAACCUGAAAAGGCUCCGUUUUUCUUAAGCUUAUCAGGUGGAGCAGUUGGAGAUGACGCAGUGGGAAGAGAGCGUGAUGAUUCGGCUUCUUUACUCAAUGGGACUGAUCAGAUGCGAGUAGACGAAUCUGAUGCUGCUGUAUUUGAAAUGCAAAAGCUCAAACCGAAAGAUACAGCUUUCGAGUCGGAGUUUACUCGCUUCUUAAGAUUGGGGUCCGAGGACACUGACUAUUGUAAAUUUUUGUCAUAUGUCGUUGGUCUGUCUCCUGCCAAAUUGGAGCUAGAGAUCAGAUCUUUGAACUCUUUUGAGCCUUUCGAAGAGGUUGCGUGGUUUCUUGAGGCUCUGGCACAGGGCUUGUCUACGAACAGAGAUUUCGAACUCUACGAAGCCUUUCUAAACAUUCUCUUCAGAGUACAUGGAGACGUCAUUCAUGCUAACAGCUCUCACCAGAAUUUAAAGGCAGCUUUAGAAAAGUGGAAUAAUGCUCACUCCCAGAAAGAGCGCCUAGACAACCUUACAAAGUACUGCGCCGGAGUUUUGGGCUUUUUAGCGACUGCUUAA